Molecule: messenger RNA, 4311 nt
Organism: Pleuronectes platessa (European plaice)
Lineage: Eukaryota; Metazoa; Chordata; Actinopteri; Pleuronectiformes; Pleuronectidae
Gene: map7d1a
Product: MAP7 domain containing 1a
Exons: 18
Coding region: 326-2725 (799 amino acids)
Biological process (GO): microtubule cytoskeleton organization
Cellular component (GO): microtubule cytoskeleton
Source: RefSeq, a predicted model, not a curated record
GCGCAGAGCAUCAGCUGUGGGGAGAGGUGGAAACUUGUCCCUUUGAUCCUCGACCUGUUUCCUCCAUUUAAAACUCCUCCGACACGUCCCUGCUCCUCUGCUCCUCCGUCCGCACCUCCUCACGGGACCCGCCACCGCCUCGCUGCCCGUCUCCCUCCUCGUCGGACCAGGUUUUGUGUUUUUUAUUCCCCCCUGCCCGGUGCGGUGCGGUGCGGUCAGGACGUCGGGUGCCGCCGGACUGGAGCAACUUUUUUCCUCCUCCCCCGCAACACGUACAUCCAGCCCGGGGAAUGAGAGGAAGCGCAGCAGCGAGCCGCAUGUUGGAAUGAACAAAAGAGAGGAAAGCGAGGCUGCCGCCGGAGACAUGGAGGGACCAGCGCUGCCAGGAGCCACAUCUCCCUACUCUAAUCUGGACACAAGCCCCACAAGGCCUGACCCAGAGGGGGAGAGCAGCCCCCCGACCUCAGACAACCCCAAGAGGAUGGAGUCUCCAGCUAAGAAGGAUGUAGACCGAAGGCUGAGUACCCCCAGGAAAUCUGACAUCAUGCCCAGAUCACCAGCAUCACCUGCACCCAGGUCGAAACAAGACAUCAUAAAGGCAGAUGAGAGACAGAAGCUCGCCAAGGAGCGGAGAGAGGAAAAGGCCAAAUAUCUGGAAGAGCUCAGCAAGUUACAAGCUGCCAAAAAGUCCCAGUGGCUGGAGAAAGAGGAGAAGGCCCGGCAGCUGAGGGAGCAGCAGCUGGAGGAGCGGCGCAGGAAGCUGGAGGAGCAGCGGAUCAAGACGGAGAGACGGCGUUCUGCCCUGGAGGAGAGACAAAAGCUGAAACAGGAGAAGAACAAAGAACGCUACGAGGCAGCCAUCCACAGGUCGACCAAGAAGACGUGGGCAGAAAUCCGCCAGCAGAGAUGGUCAUGGGCCGGUGCGCUCAGCCAGAACUCCAGCCAGAAAGAAGGCAGAUGCUCUUUGUCAACGGUCAACCUUCCCAAACACGUGGACUCUGUUAUAAACAAGCGACUGUCCAAGUCCUCCGCCACGCUCUGGAACUCCCCCGGCAGAACCCGCAGCCCUGCUCUGAGUCCCUGGGAGAGCAGUAUAGUCGACCGGCUGAUGACGCCGACGCUGUCUUUCAUCGCCAGGAGCCGCAGCGCCGCCAGCGUCCUCAGCAAUGGCAAAGAUGGUCAAUCUCCUCUCUGCCCCCGUUCGUACUCAGCCAGCCCCCUCACCCUGUGCGCCCACCAGCCCCACCGCCGCUGCUCCGACCGCUGGAGGGUCACGUCCAGCACACCGGACAUCACCCAGCGCCAACGCAGACGGAGCUCCACACCGAUGGAUAAGAACAAGAAAGAAAAGAGAGACAAAGAGCGGGAGAACGAGAAGGAGAAAAAUGCGCUGACUAAGGAGAAGGUGCUGAAGAAGAGACAGUCUCUACCGAGCAUGAGACACAGACCUGAUCCAAGUCCCAGUCCAUUAUCAAGACAGCGGCCGGCAUCCCCAGCCACGCCCAAGGGCAGAACGGCCUCCCCCAGCCCCGCUGCCUCCCCCAAGCCUCCAUCAACACGGGGAACGCCGUCGACUCCCAAGGCCCGGCCCAAAAGAGCCAGGACCCCUGCCAGGAUAGACCACCGGACCUCCUCCCCUGUCCCGCUGGAGAGAGUGAGGGAGCCUCGCAGACCUGCCACCCCUGAGGAGAGAAAGAGUUCCCCUGUGGUUCCUCACAUCGUAGUAUCCUCAGCUGCUCCCUCACCCCACGCAUCGAGCACGCCAGCCACAGCCAGAGCCUCACCUGAGCCGAGCCACUCGGCUUCCUCUGCCUCCGCAGCGUCGCCAACGCCCUCUCCUUCAGGCAAGCCCAUGGCGGGCACCAACGACCCUGAGGAGGCGGCACGCAUCCUGACGGAAAGACGCCGGCAGGCCCGAGAGCAGAGGGACAGGGAGGAGCUAGAGCGGCGCGAACAGGAGGAGAAGGAGAGGGUCCUGAGAGACGAGCGAAUAGCCAGGGAGGCAGAGGACAGCCAACUCAGGAAGGAGGAGGCGCGCGCCAUGGCGGAGGAGCAGCGGAAGAGAGACGAAGUCCAGCGGCUGCAGGAUGAGAAGGAGGCCGGGGAGAGAGCCCAGGCCGAGCAGGAGGAGAACCUGCGCCUGCAGAAACAGAAAGAGGAGUCUGAGGCUAAAGCCCGGGAGGAGGCGGAGAAGCAGCGUCUGGAGAGGGAGAAACACUUCCAGAAGGAGGAGCAGGAGAGGCUGGAGAGGAAAAAGCGUCUGGAUGAAAUCAUGAAGAGGACCCGCAAGACGGAUGCAGGCGAGAAGAAAGAAACAAAGUCCUCGCCACUUGCACAUGUCAACGACAAAGAAGCAGAGAGCAGCAAAGUUGCUGACUACCAGCCAAAGCCAGAGGUCACUCUCCCCAAUAACAAGACAGAAAAUGGACAAACUAAUGUCAACGAAAGCAGCCCUUCAGUCCAAGUGAUCAACGGGCUCCAGUCCAUGAGACAUGAGAACGGCCUCUCCACUAAAGGAGACACCUCCCACUUUGAGGAUAUCCUCCACCUCGCCAACCACGGCAACACCACCAACGGAGCGAGGGACAGUUCCCAGAACAGCAUGGCCAUUGAGCCGAUACUCACGUUUGAAAAUGAGGAGUCGUUCAUGAAGAUGGCCGGCCCCAUGAAGCCGCAGCAUGUUGCAGGUACAGUUCGGCCAUACGAUACACAAGAGUGGCUAUAAUAUAAAACCACACAUUGUUCAAGACUUGAGACCUUUAAUAUGAUAAAAUUAUCAAGAAGAAACGAAGAAUAAAAGCUCUAAAAAAAGGCGAUAAGCUUAGCUUUGCCAGUUAGUACAGAUUGAACAAAACAAAAUAAAGCGCUAAUGCUACGCUAAGCUAAUUGUGAUUGAUUUUCUCACCAAUGUUUUGGCAAAAGUUUCCUUAUAAGAAACGUGACUGUGAAUCUGAAUCUUAGAGUUAACUACAUGUGGCUUUAUCGCUUGCUAUUAGCAGUUAAACGCUAAUGCUUUGGCAGCAACGUUUUGGAUGAACUAAAGCAGCAUUAGCUUCUACCUGAGCUAAUAAUGGUCUCUCAGACAAUAAAUGCAAUGACUUAACUAUCAUUGAUAAAAAAAACUUCAUAUCAUCUUUCAUAAUAUUGUUAAUAAGAGUUUUACAAAGUAAAAAGCCAGACAGUGUAGCUUGGAAAGGGUUUUAGCUUUCAUGAUCACAAUCACAUGUUCACUUGAGAUAAGUUAAGUUAAAAAAAUAUCCUCAUUAGAUUCAUUUUGAGUGAAAGGAACUGCUUAAUGGCUGUUUUCUCUUUUAUAAGAGAACAGGACCGAGGUUCACUGGCAACAAGCUUGUAUGAUUAUUUCCUCCGAGCUGGUUUUAAACUUGGCCAAGUUCACAUUACCCAAUAAAGUCUGCAGCACAAGGUACCAGAGUUAGUGCUGUGGUCACUGGCCCGAAGCAAACUGAACUUAUACCUCAACGUGUCACAGUGAGUACUUCCUGUGGGGAGGAUGGUGUGGCACAGAGGAACCCAACACAACACCAGCAAAGAGGGUGGAGAUGCAAUAUGGAAGACAUAGUGCAGGGAAGGGUGAAGAUAGGCGACGUAUCUUUAUGCCGAUGACAGCUUUUACUCAGCAGCCUCGCUCUCUUGGACCUGAACCCAGUUAGGAAUUCCUAGAAUGGCUGAGGAGACUCUAUCCACAAGUGCUUCCCUGGCAGGGGCUAGAAACAAGACCCCGAGGCAAUUAAGGACCGUAUCACUCCUCACUCAACCACAGACACCGUCAGCAGCAGCCACGAUUCACUUCCUUUUAGAUCUUAGUGUUCACCUGUUCACCGAGAACAAGUCAGCAGUCAUAAAGAUCAUGGAAAGUAAAUGGAGGGCAGUCACCUUUACGAGUCCUCCUCACAUUUUCCUUCCUUUUGAUUUCUCUUUUCUGUUGUAUAACAACUCUCUGAUUUAUUCCACUCUUGAAAAUUCAUGACACUUAACACGACUCUGACCUGACAAGACGUUAAUGAUUGAGAAUAUGAAUACUCUAGACUAUUUGAUUUUGAUAAAGGAGGUCAAGGUCUGGUCGUUACACCCCCAUGUAAACGAGUCAGGAAAGAUUUAUGGGCUCAUUCCUCCUGCAACAUGUUCAACAUCCUUUUGCAUUUAGCAUCGUCACAGGGUCAGAAGGUCACAGUCCACGUCAUUACUCAGGUUAACGACCGGGAUUUGGCUUUAAAUUGUGCCAGCUUGCAACUUUGGAUUAAUCCUCACUGGCCGUGGCGUUGCUUUCUGAUCCUUCUGCUCUGUGCCUCC